UUUGAAAACUUUUUAAAUGUAGGUUAAAUAAAGUUUGCUGUUAGGACAUAUCACAAAGUAGUAUGGACAAAAUGAAUAUGUGGAGAGCAAAAUCAGCCGUUGAUUCAAUCCUGUCUAAGAUUGAAUCAAUUAACUUUGGGGAUGGAAUCCCAGGCUCUAUUGUAGUCUAUGGUGAAACUGCGGCACCAGUGUUAACAUCCACCAAGCAUGGACAAGUCGUCAUUGCCGCUGCCCAGUAUGGAAAGGGUAAAGUUGUGGUUCUUGGACAUGACCUUUUCAUUCUUGAAUUCAAGAAAGGUAGUAAGAAGUACAUGGAACUGUUCGAGAAUAUCAAAGCUUGGGUUUCAAACAGAGAAUGCGACAAGACACCUCUGUUUAUUGAUGAUGUCAAAACCAUUGAUGAAAUUUAUGACUGCCAGGUUGUCAUGGCUAAAACAUGUGAAGACAAAUCACAACAGUUUCUGGAUGAUCUAAGCGAGUUGAUAUAUAACAAGGGGCUAGGACUUAUAUGUGGAGUAACCCCUUGGGGCUGGCAACAGCUGAACUCGAACAAACCAAUCGAGGAAAUGCAAAUAUCUGGAUUGCUCGCGAAAGUUGGGGUAUGUUUUACUGAGGAGUUUGUCAACACAGUCAAUGGCUAUCUCUAUACUCAAGAUAACAAACCGGAAACUGGAAAUCUUGGUGAAAUUCUACGCAAUCCGCCACAAGAUAUAUCCAAAGCGUUGGGUACUAUUUGCUACGUCUCUCAUCUUACACCUGGUGUGUAUGAAACUUUGAAGCCACAUGUUAAAGCCUUCAUGGAACUUUACCCCGUUGGUUCUGUCUAUCCAUCUGAAAAAGAUCCACUGUCAUUCGAGAAAAAUCAGCUUGAGUUUACCAUGCAAGAUCUAUUCUAUAACCAGAGAGAUCUUGCAGAAGGUAUUAAAGCUCCUGGGAUUGAUAAUUUCCCAGGUGACUUUGAUGUCACACCUCCCUUGAUUCAACUGCCCAUCGAAUUGAUAUUCAAAUCCAAAUUUGAAGAGUGGCAUAGCACAGGAUACUACCUCCCAGCAGGCAAAGUUAUCUACAUCAGUGUGAACCAAGGGGAGCCUGAUGAUUGGAUGAUUCAAAUAGGUUGCCAUAGUGAUGAUCUAAGUAGAUUGGAUUCAUUGAAGCGUUGGCCCAGAAUUGUAACUUCAAAGCAGCUUCAGACUCAUUUGAGUUUUGUAUCACCAUAUGGUGGACUGGUCUACUUCAGGAAUACUAAAGCGCCAUCUUUAUUGUCUGUCUGUAUCCACAAUGUGAUCCCUGCUCCAUACUUUGAUUUGACCAACCCUUCUCGGGGCCUUGAUGCAUGGAGAGUACAACGAUAUGCCCCAGGUCUCUGGGCGGAGAUUGCAGGGAGAAACAUCAUAAUCACCCUCCCUGCAGCUGCUGUUGGUGAAAUUGAUGACCCAACAGAGGUCAUUCAGAUGUGGGACAAGGUCGUUCAGCUGCACCAUGAGCUUCGUAGCACGGAUGCAACAUCACAAAGACGAGAAAGAUUUGUCACGGAUGUCCAGAUUGCAGCAGGUUACAUGCAUUCUGGGUAUCCUAUAAUGAUGCAUAUGGAUGUCAGCGAUUCCGGCAAAUUCUACAUUUUUGUUGAAUCCUCAGGCUCAUAAAGAAGGUCGAUUCUGGGGGCCGUACCAUGAGCUGGGUCACAACAUGCAACGUGAUUGGUGGACUUAUCCUGUUGUAACAGAAGUAACAUGUAAUAUAUUCUCAGUGCACGCUAUGCACAAGAUGGCUGACAUACCCCCACUGAUGCAUGACCAAUUGACCAACAAUGGCAACAAACGUAACAUCCUUAAUCACUUGAAAGGUGGCGCCACAAAUGCAUCUCUCAAUCAUCAAUUUUUCGUUCAUCUUAUCCCAUUUGUUCAACUGGCUAAUAGCUUUGGUUGGGAAAAAUACAGAGAAGUCUUUGGGCAUUUUGAGAAGACCCCAAGUGCUAGAAAAUCUACAACUGCAGAGAAGGAGGAGAAGUGGAUUGAAAUCUGGUGCCAAAUCACCAAGCGUAAUGUGAUACCAUUGUUUGAAUUCUGGGGCAUGAAUGUGUCUCCCAAUAUCAGAAAUUACAUAGAUUCAAUGAAAUUGGAGUCCUUCUUACCGGAGGAUUGGAUAAUGAACAUGUGUCAUAAAGGGACAAUAUAGUUUCAUUAAAGGGGCUCACCCUAUAAGUAGUAACAACCUGUACUUUUUAGACUAUUGAAGAAUUUGGAUAAAUACUUUAAUUUCUAUAAAUAUCAAGAGGAUUGGAUGGACUUGUGUUAAAAAGGGAAGAUAUAAUGCUAUUAAAGGGGAACAACCUGUAAGCUUCACUUCUGAUGAACUGUAAUUCAAACUUUAUUUUAUGUAAAUAUGAAAUCCUGAGAAAUUGUUCACUUUGUAUUUUGAGAAGUGAGGCUAGUCAGCAGUGCAUAAUUUUUAAAACCGACAAAUUUUCUAACUAGACAAUUACGAAUAUUCAAAUCAAUUGUUUAUGAUUUUAUGGUUAUCAUAUAUUUUAGGAGUUAAAGGUCCAGCAACUUAAGCUUAA
Messenger RNA from Owenia fusiformis, 2560 nucleotides. NCBI's taxonomy places the organism in Eukaryota, Metazoa, Annelida, Polychaeta, Sabellida, Oweniidae. The record is from the annotation of a GenBank genome assembly.